Penicillium lagena is the source of this 2454-nucleotide messenger RNA. Its product is annotated as putative TBC domain protein. Lineage: Eukaryota; Fungi; Ascomycota; Eurotiomycetes; Eurotiales; Aspergillaceae. The record is from RefSeq and is a predicted model, not a curated record. The coding region runs from base 1 to 2454 and encodes 817 amino acids. The transcript has a single exon.
AUGGUGGAUAAAGCUUCUGUAUCGUUAUCGCCUCGGUCGGACGCCCGUCCGGUACACGCCGUGCCCUUCGCAGACACCAUCACCGUCGACGCUCCCGCAACUCGAUCCUUGUCCCUCCCAAGACCCGCCGAUGAUGCGCCUGCGGGCUCAGAUAGCCGAUCCCUGAGCACGAGCGCCGCGUCAGCAUCGCCCAACCCGGUCCGUUCGGCGCUGAAGAAUGCAAGGCAGGAUCCGGGCCUCAUGCCCGCGACACCGACAGGAGAGGACAGUCAUCCCCGACGGUCGGAGGACAAUCGCUCAGCACUCGGUGUGCCGUCGCCCUCGCCCUCACUACGCAGUGUCCCCAGCAUCGUCGUCAAUGAUACGGGCUCCCGUCCCAGCUCGCGCCCAGGCUCGCGAUGGUCCGAACGCAAAUGGAGCGCAUUGAGGAAGAGAUCCGCGGAGUUUGACGCGAAGACCAGCUCCGAGCCUCCUCCACCGCCGGUGCCUCAGAUUGAAUCGGCGUUCAAUGGGAUCAGUCUCGAUAUACCGACGGGGAAAUUGGAUGAUCUGGGGACGCAGGCAUUGAAAUUCUCCAACAGGGGGAGCCUCCUCGUUAAGGAUAGAUCUAAGCGGCCGCGGCCCAAGCAGCCGGAUCGACAAUCUGCACAGCGGCAAGAUUCUGAGAAAACACCCGCUUCGUCUAUCGCCCCGAGUGUUGAUGAGGAUGGGAAUGGUGCUCCGAAAGUGACUCCGCGGCCUGUCCGGCCACAGAGUCUCCUUCGGCCGCGGCAAACGAGUCUACAGUGCAGGGCUGUCUCGGCAGACGAGGAUAUGCUCUCGCGGCGAGUUCGCCUCAUGUACGAGAAGGGUGAAGAUAAUGUCACCGACUCGGAAGUUUCUCAGGCGAUGGCCAUGGAAAAUGGUGUACUGUGGGAGGAAGGUGCGGCCGAGCCUUCUGCCGAGAUGAACGGAGGCCAGACGAGACCCUCCACAGAUACCGAGCGUAUUAGAAGGACGAAGAGAGAGAAGGAGGAACUCUCUGGAGGAAUUGAAGAUUGGAAGAACGUCGGUGCGGCCGAUGUGGAUCGGUAUGGCUUCAUCCGCGUGCCGACGACGCCAAACAGCCCCUCCGGCUCAGAGCUCAAUCCCCUCCAACGAGUGACCACAAGCCUUCUUCUGGCCUCUGAAACGCCGCGGCGGAAGCAUUCCCUUCGGCCAGGAUCUGGCAACCGCUCGUUGCUUAGCCGGUCUCCAAGUCGCAAAAUGAGCCAAAGUUCCCUGUCCAAUCGUCCUUCCUCAUCACAAAGCACACAAAGUGCGCCAAUACGGCGCUCAACGUCUCGCUUACGCACUGCGGCGAAUCAUCUCCCUCAUAACCGAGACCGGAAAAUCAAGGACGAGGCGGGUGAUAUGCUAACGCUCCCGUAUGAGGUUCCCGAGAACGAGGCGGAGGAUUCCCUGAUGUCCCGGACGGUGCGAAAGAAGGAGUGGGAUCGUGAAGAUAAGUGGACGAAGAUGGCCAAGCCGACCAAGAAGCGUCGGGAUGGCGGUGGCAUGACAUUUGAGUUCGAUACGCAGAGCUCGAAAGUAAUCGAACGGACGUGGAAAGGCAUCCCGGACCGAUGGCGGUCGACGGCGUGGUACUCGUUUCUCGAGGCCAGCGCAAAGCGGCGCAAGGAUAGCCCCUCGGAGAGGGAUCUCAUUGACGCCUUUCACGAGUAUCAAUAUGUCUCCUCGCCUGAUGACGUUCAAAUUGAUAUUGAUGUGCCGCGAACUAUAACCAGCCACAUCAUGUUCCGGCGACGGUACCGUGGUGGCCAACGACUGCUCUUCCGCGUGCUUCACGCCAUGUCACUAUACUUCCCCGACACAGGCUACGUGCAAGGUAUGGCCGCCUUGGCAGCUACGCUUCUAGCCUAUUAUGACGAAGAGCACGCCUUCGUUAUGCUUGCGCGGCUCUGGCAGCUCCGCGGCCUGGAACAGCUAUACAAAGAGGGAUUCGCGGGACUCAUGGAAGCCCUUUCCGACUUUGAACGAGAGUGGCUGGCAGGUGGUGAAGUUGCCUCCAAGCUGAAUGAAGUCGGCGUGCCACCUACAGCGUACGGGACGCGCUGGUACCUCACACUCUUCAACUACUCCAUCCCGUUCCCGGCACAGCUGAGGGUAUGGGAUGUCUUCAUGCUCCUGGGGGAUGCAGAUGACACCACCGGGUGGCCGUCCACCUCACCCGGGAAAAAGAAAGAAGCCGCCUCCGCUCCGUCUGCCAGCUCUUUCGGUCAAGGAUUAGAUGUUCUUCAUGCCACAUCCGCGGCUCUUAUAGACGGCAUGCGCGAGAUCAUCCUCGAGUCCGACUUCGAGAACGCCAUGAAAGUCCUCACCAGCUGGGUGCCCAUCAAGGACGUGGAACUGUUCAUGCGCGUCGCCAAGGCGGAAUGGAAAGUCCACCGCCGCAAGAAAUCCCCUCAUCCUUAA